AUUCUCAAGGUAUCCUGAUUUAGGCCUUUCAGCCUUGAAUCCAGUGGGAUUGAGGAACUUUCUGAGUGGUAUGGCUCUUGACAACAUGUGGGCUCCACCGGCAGCACUCAUAGGGGAUGGGCCUGCCAAGACAGUGGGUAACCAGGCCCCCGGGCAGACACAGGCCCUCCAGACUGCCUCCUUAAGGGAUGGCCCAGCAAAGCGGGCCGUGUGGGUCGGCCGUAGUUCAGAGCCACAAGAACCUACUGAAUCAAAGGCAGCCACAGAGAGACCCAAGCAGGAGGUGACCAAAGCAGUGGUCGUGGACCUGGGCACAGGCUACUGUAAAUGUGGCUUUGCCGGCCUGCCAAGACCCACCCACAAGAUCUCCACAACAGUGGGCAAGCCCCACAUGGAGACCGCUAAGACUGGGGAUAAUCGUAAGGAGACAUUCGUGGGGCAGGAACUCAACAACACAAAUGUUCAUCUCAAGCUAGUUAAUCCUCUGCGACAUGGCAUCAUCGUGGACUGGGAUACAGUGCAGGAUAUCUGGGAAUAUCUCUUCCGACAAGAGAUGAAGAUUGCCCCGGAGGAGCAUGCAGUCUUGGUUUCAGAUCCACCACUGAGCCCACACACCAACAGAGAGAAGUACGCGGAAAUGCUGUUUGAAGCCUUCAACACCCCUGCAAUGCACAUCGCCUAUCAGUCCCGCCUGUCCAUGUACUCCUAUGGAAGGACCUCUGGCCUGGUGGUGGAGGUUGGCCAUGGUGUGUCCUAUGUGGUCCCCAUCUAUGAGGGUUAUCCUUUGCCCAGCAUCACCGGAAGGCUAGACUAUGCGGGCUCUGACCUGACAGCCUACCUGCUGGGCCUGCUGAACAGUGCAGGGAAUGAAUUCACCCAGGACCAGAUAGGCAUCGUGGAGGACAUCAAGAAGAAAUGCUGCUUUGUGGCCCUGGAUCCCAUUGAAGAGAAGAAAGUCCCUCUGAGUGAGCAUAUGAUGCACUAUGUGCUGCCGGAUGGAAAGGAGAUUCACCUGGGCCAGGAAAGAUUCCUCUGCUCAGAGAUGUUCUUCAAGCCAUCUCUCAUCAAGUCCAUGCAGCUGGGCCUCCACACCCAAACUGUGUCCUGCCUUAACAAGUGUGACAUCGCCCUCAAACGGGACCUCAUGGGGAACAUCCUGCUCUGUGGGGGCAGCACGAUGCUCAGUGGCUUCCCUAAUCGCCUGCAGAAGGAGCUAAGCAGCAUGUGUCCCAAUGACAGCCCACAGGUAAACGUGUUGCCUGAGAGAGACAGUGCCGUGUGGACCGGUGGCUCCAUCCUGGCCUCACUUCAGGGUUUCCAACCACUGUGGGUUCGCCGCUUUGAGUACGAGGAACAUGGGCCUUUCUUCCUCUACAGAAGGUGCUUCUGAACAGCGAUGAGGAUGGCUGCUACACUGGCAGUGCAUGCCCUUGGCUGGGUGAGCACGCUCCUACACACAGCAGGUGGAGCCGGGGCUUAUUCCUAUAGCAUUAAACACUCCUCACAUGCCCUCCA
Molecule: messenger RNA, 1515 nt
Organism: Saimiri boliviensis boliviensis (Bolivian squirrel monkey)
Lineage: Eukaryota; Metazoa; Chordata; Mammalia; Primates; Cebidae
Gene: ACTL7A
Product: actin like 7A
Source: RefSeq, a predicted model, not a curated record